This is a messenger RNA of Staurois parvus, 1242 nucleotides long. Lineage: Eukaryota; Metazoa; Chordata; Amphibia; Anura; Ranidae. The record is from the annotation of a GenBank genome assembly.
GUCUCUUUUAGGGGGGAUCCAGAUAAAUGUGACAUUUGGGGAAACACCCCUUUGCAUCUGGCUGCUGCCAAUGGGCAUCUAAAUUGCUUGUCCUUUCUGGUGUCUUUCGGGGCCAAUAUCUGGUGUCUGGAUAAUGACUACCACACGCCAUUGGAUAUGGCUGCCACCAAGGGCCACAUGGAGUGCGUGCGUUAUCUGGAUUCCAUUGCAGCCAAGCAGAAUGGUUUAAAUCCCAAGCUGGUUUCCAAACUGAAGGACCGUGCUUUCCGUGAAGCAGAAAGACGAAUUCGUGAUUGUGUAAAACUGCAACGCAAGCAUCAUGAGCGGAUGGAGAGGCGUUAUCGAAAAGAGAUGUCUGACCGUUCUGAUACCAUGAGCUUCUCUAGCUUUUCAAGCAGCUCAGUGAGCCAGCGCUUCCCCAGUGCCACAUUACUUGCCACCAUGCCAUAUUCUCACACUGCAGGCACCACAAAGGGCAAAUCAAAGGUGCAAAAGAAACUGGAGAAACGGAAGCAGAAUGAUGGAACUUUUAAGAUAUAUGAAGAUGGUCGGAAGAGUGUGCGCUCACUUUCUGGACUUCAGUUAGGAAAUGAUGUCAUGUUUGUGAAGCAAGGCACCUAUGCCAGUUCCCGGGAUCGAGGCCGACAACAUCUCCGGGAUAUGUUCGUUCAUGAGGAGGAUUCAUUAUCAAGGGCUGUCAGUGACCCCGGACUACAUGUCGAUUCUGCUCACUCUGAGGUCAGCACUGACUCUGGGCAUGAUUCACUUUUCACCAGACCAGGUCUUGGCACUAUGGUUUUCAGGAGGAACUAUCUAAGCAGUGGGCUGUUUGGAGUAGGCAGGAAGGAGGACAAUGGACAUACCAUAGAAAGUGAACAGGUGAAGCUGCGGAGUAGACUCAAACGUUCUUCAAGUUUGGACGAUAGUAUUGGCAGUGCCAGAAGCCUGCAGGAGAGAAAUGAGCGGGAGCUGCCUUGGGAAGAGGAAGAGUUAGGGUUGGAUGAUGAAGAGGAACCUGAUACCAGCCCUCUAGAGACUUUUUUGGCAUCACUGCAGAUGUCAGAGUUUUUCACCCUUUUGCAGGGUGAGAAGAUUGAUCUGACAGCUCUGACACUUUGCUCAGACAAUGACCUUAAAGGUAUACACAUUCCCUUAGGACCUCGCAAAAAAAUCCUUGAUGGAAUCCAGAGGAGAAAACAGGCACUAGAUAGACCCCAAUCAAUAGGAGAUACUGAGCUGUAA